AUGGCUGUGGUUUCGCUGCUGUUGUUCGGGGGCUUGUGGAGCGCCGUAGGAGCGUCCAAUCCGGCUGUGGUCACCUGCGGGUCUGUGGUAAAGCUACUCAAUACGCGCCACAACGUGCGACUGCACUCACACGACGUGCGCUACGGGUCAGGUAGUGGGCAGCAGUCAGUGACAGGUGUAACUUCUGUGGAUGACAGCAACAGUUACUGGAGGAUACGUGGGAAGACCUCCACAGUUUGUGAGAGGGGAACACCCAUCAAAUGUGGCCAGCCCAUUCGGCUGACACAUGUCAAUACUGGCCGAAACCUCCAUAGUCACCACUUCACCUCACCUCUUUCUGGAAACCAGGAAGUGAGUGCUUUUGGUGAAGAAGGUGAAGGUGAUUAUCUGGAUGACUGGACAGUGCUCUGUAACGGGCCCUACUGGGUGAGGGAUGAUGAGGUGCGGUUCAAGCAUUCUUCCACCGAGGUCCUGCUGUCUGUCACUGGAGAACAAUAUGGCCGGCCCAUCAGCGGGCAGAAAGAGGUGCAUGGCAUGGCUCAGUCAAGCCCGAACAACUACUGGAAAGCCAUGGAAGGCAUCUUCAUGAAACCCAGUGAGUUGUUGAAGGCAGAAGCCCACCACGCGGAGCUCUGA
Molecule: messenger RNA, 636 nt
Organism: Pipistrellus nathusii (Nathusius's pipistrelle)
Lineage: Eukaryota; Metazoa; Chordata; Mammalia; Chiroptera; Vespertilionidae
Source: the annotation of a GenBank genome assembly